Molecule: messenger RNA, 1183 nt
Organism: Branchiostoma floridae (Florida lancelet)
Lineage: Eukaryota; Metazoa; Chordata; Leptocardii; Amphioxiformes; Branchiostomatidae
Exons: 2
Coding region: 164-958 (264 amino acids)
Source: RefSeq, a predicted model, not a curated record
CUGAUAAACUAUCCGUGAAAAUAUCAAAACUUUCUCGAUCGAAAAAAAAAGUUGGCUGACGACUACUACAGUGAUCACUUGUUUUUUUCUUUUGCAAACUGUUGAAGUUAUUGAGUGGAGAUAUCAUGAAGUGCAUCUGUGUGCCUAGGUAUUCUUUGUGAACAUGAGCACACGUUCCACCGUGUAUAACGACACAAUGGAUGUUGGAUAUGCCGAUGACGUUUCCCUGUCGAGGACUAUUCCUGUGCCUUUAGCCGAUCAGGAUACAACUGUGGAAGAGGAGUCUACUCAUCUUAACUCCUGGGCAGAAGACAACAGGAUGACGCUGAACGGUGGGAAGAGUUUACUUCUCCAGAUCUGCUUCAGCAAAUCUGCUCCGAUUCCACCUAUGAUCACACUUGGAGGCCAACCAGUUCCGUCCGUUGACUGUGCCAAAGGACUAGGUUUCUACAUGGACAAGAACCUCACCUUCGACGAACAGAUCUCUGCAAUGAUCAGUAAAGCAUCGCGCAGACUACAUUAUCUGCGUCUGUUGACGAAGCAAGGUACCAGUGUAACGGACCUGAUACAGAUAUACCUGUCACUUGUACGUCCAGUACUCGAGUAUGGCCAUGUUAUACUGGUCGGGUGCAGUAAGGAGCAGGAACUGGCCAUCGAGAGGGUACAGCGCCGGGCCCUGCGCAUCAUCUCCCUUGGAGGUAGACGCAGUGUGCCCGACUUGCCAACACUGAAGGUCAGACGGGAGGAGGCAGCGGUACAGCUGUUUGAACGCAUGCUCAAGGAAGACCACCCCCUGCAUGACAUGGUUCCACCCACAAGAACAGGGGCCACGGGACGCACACUUAGAAACUCUAGGACAAUCAGUUUACCAAAAGCCCGUACUAAGAGACUCAGCAAGUCCUUCCUCCAUAGCGCCAUCCGUCUAUGCAACAAGAAGGUUACACAGUGGUGCUAUUAACACUUGUUGUUAGCCAUUACCUGUACUGCUUGUAACUCGGUACCGUUUUCCAAUACGUUGAUUUUAAUCUAUUAUGUAUGUUAUACGCAUGUUAACUGGAAUCUACAAGUCGUUGUUUGUAUGCAGCUAUUGUUAUUAUGUGUUUUGUGUGGCUUUGGUAAGCCUGACGUGUGUAAUAAGGUCAAAAUUCGGGUGAAUGUGUGUUUGCCCGCGAGAACCUUAAUA